Morus notabilis is the source of this 798-nucleotide messenger RNA. RefSeq names its product H/ACA ribonucleoprotein complex subunit 2-like protein. The coding region runs from base 61 to 528 and encodes 155 amino acids. The transcript has 4 exons. NCBI's taxonomy places the organism in Eukaryota, Viridiplantae, Streptophyta, Magnoliopsida, Rosales, Moraceae. Gene Ontology annotation, molecular function: box H/ACA snoRNA binding. Gene Ontology annotation, cellular component: nucleolus; box H/ACA snoRNP complex. The record is from RefSeq and is a predicted model, not a curated record. Gene Ontology annotation, biological process: snRNA pseudouridine synthesis; rRNA pseudouridine synthesis.
UUGGAGAACCAGUUUCAGAAGAAGAAGAAGAAGAAGAAGAAGAAGAAGAAGAAGAAGACGAUGGGAAGCGAUAGCGAAGCCGAAAAGUCGCACCAGAAGGAGAGGAAGAAGAUUCAAGCUCUCGCUCCCAUUGCCAAACCUCUCGCCGGAAAGAAGCUCUCCAAGCGAACCCUCAAGCUUGUCCGCAAAGCUGCUGAGCACAAAUGCUUGAAGAGAGGAGUGAAGGAGGUGGUAAAGGGCAUAAAACGUGGUGACAAAGGAUUGUGUGUUAUAGCUGGGAACAUUUCUCCUAUUGAUGUGAUCACUCAUGUUCCAGUUUUGUGCGAAGAGAAUGACGUUCCUUACGUAUAUAUUACCUCCAAAGAAGAUCUUGCAAAUGCAGGGGCCACAAAGAGGCCAACAUGCUGUGUUCUGGUUAUGACCAAGCCCGCCAAGGGAGAUAUGCCCGCAGAGGAACAGGAGAAGCUAAAGUCCGAGUAUAGCCAGGUUGCGACAGAGGUGUUUGAACUUGCGGCAACUCUUUUCUGAGAGAACCAAAUCGAUUACCCAUCUUUUUUCUCUUAUUUUCUGUUCGAUGUAGUUCGUUUCUAUUUACCGUCUUAGGUUUUGUAUCAUUAUGUUUUCUUUCCAAUUUCUGUACCUUUUUUUUUAACUUAGAAAAGAGGUGCAAACGAAAAUGGCUCUUAUAUUGGAUGCCUCGUUAUUUUUGUAUGGAAACUCUAGACCUCUCAUUUGAGGUGCAGUGGAUUUGCAUCUUGGUGUUGACAAGAGCCGAAAAGGAAGAAAACAUUAUGGUUA